GUUUUAUUUGAUUCAAGCGGUUGACUAUUUCACUGUCUAUCUCCCAGCCCGUGUUUUACUCAUCUUUUCAAUAUGAAGUGUAAAAACCCAAAGUGUCACUAUAAUUUGGAUCCAAGUUUUUCAUUUUGUCCGAAAUGUGCCGUGAAGAUAGAUAACAAGAUCAUUACAGAACCAAGUUCUCAAGUUCCAGUCGAAUACCAAGAGAGCUCACCUGAUGCUAAGAGGAGAAAUGUUAUACCUAGAAGAGAGAAGGGGAAGAUGUUACCUGAAGAUGACGAUAGGAUAAUAUCUAACUAUGUGUAUUUAAUCGAGAAUCUGAUUCCUCUACAACCAUUAUUAGACAGUUUGACUGAGAUAUAUGUACUAAAUGAAGAUGACUUGGAAGUAAUCAACGGGGCAGAAUCUGGCGGUAGAAAGGCAAUGAUACGUACAUUUCUAGAUAUUCUUCGAGCUUGCGGUAGACAUGCAUAUUCUAAAUUCAUCCAUUGUUUAAAUAAAUCAGGAUAUGGAGCAGUAGCCGAACAAUUAUCACCGGGUGAACAAACUCCUUUAUAUAUGAGAGUGGCGGUCAUUGGCAAGACCGGAGUUGGUAAAAGUCACUUAGGAAAUUUACUUCUACAUAGAGAUUAUUUUAAGUGCAGUAAUUCGAUGCAUUCGUGUACAUCAGUUUGUUCAAAUGGAGAACGGGCAUUAGAUGCAGAUACUAACUUGACCAUCAUGGACACUCCCGGUUUAUUUGACACAAGAGAUGACAAUACAAAAACUGUUAAAAAGUUCCUUUCCAUAUUUAAAUUUACUGGUAUUCACAUAUUUUUAAUGGUUGUCAGAAUUGAUGUGAGGUUCACAGAAGAGGAAGAAAAUGCCCUGCGGUCUCUGUGCGACGUGUUUGGUGAAGACAUAAAUGACCAUCUUAUUGUCAUACUGAAUAACCAGAGCCAGAAGAUUAAAUCCAAAGAAAACUUGCUUCACGAAUUACCGACGUCAAUAAAGAAUAUUUUAGAUCGUUGUAAACACAGAUGUUUAGUUUUAAAUUAUGUUAGUGAUGUCACGGUCGAUGGCAACCCAGAAAUCGAAGCUAUUAUAAACACUAUUAAAACAAUAGUCACUGAAACCAAAGGACGCUCCUAUACACAUCAAAUGUUCAGGGAAGCUGAAAAAGCAUACACUGAGACACUAAAACAACAAACAUGUGAUUUAGAGAAGAGAAUUAGACGACUCGAGCGUGAAAAUAAUGAGUUGAAAAAAUCUGGUAGACAAAAUAUAACUCUUGUCCAACAGAAUCCACUACCAAAACCCGAACGAGUGAAAACUAAAUACCAAACAGAUGCCGAAAAUUUACUUGAUGAUGCCACAAGUAAGCAGUUUGUAGAGACAAGGGCCUUUGAAGAAGGGAAACGUAUUUUGGAAGAACAUUUUAUCUUGGGUAUAAUUGGCGCUGUAGGAGAUGGUAAAACAGUAUUAUGUCGGAUGAUCGCCAAUUCGUUCUUGAAGGUACAUACAAAUUUUAUUCCACUGGAAAUACGACACCCAAGAGACAUGGAUACCAUAAGGUUCACAGAUGAGGAUAGCUAUCUCAUGAUCAUUGAUGAUAUGUUUGGUAUUUGGACAAGUACACUAAAACAACAAAUACAUGAAUGGCCAAAACAUUUUGAGUCAUUUUUUUUAGCAAAACAAAAACGCAAUUCGGCAAUAAUCUAUGUGAUGAGAAAUGAUGUCUACCAGGCUUGUCAACAUCUUCUUAGGAAAUAUGAAAUAUUCUCUAUGCCAUAUCAGUUGCAGCUUCAUGGAACGCAAUUCCAGUUGUCAAAGGAUGAAAAAAAGGAUAUUUUGCGAUACCAUUUCAGAAACUGUUGCGACAUAAAGCUGGAGAAGAUGCUGGAACACAGUUCAGGAUGCUUUGGUUUUCCAGAUAUUGUCAGUCUUUGUAGCAAAACCUGGACAGGACAAACAACAAGGGUGUUGAAUAGUCUGUUUGAAUUUUUGCGUAGGGAAUACGAUAUUUUCUGGAAUGAAGAUAGAAUUAAGUAUAUGGCUCUAUUGGUUAUAUUUAGUCCACAACCUAUCUCUGAGGAUGAAAUCCGACAAAAGACGAAUCACUUGAUACAAACUCAAAUACAACAAGAAAUGGGGAAUCCGGGUGGUGUAGAAGAUAUUCUGGAUUCAUGCAAACAUUUAACUGGUUCGUACGUUUUAUGUGAUGAUGCCAAUGAGAAUCGCAUGUUUUUACCAGAAAAGGUGAUCAGAUGCUUUCUCCUUCAUGUUUCUCAACGAUUUAUAAAACUGGCGAUAAAAUACUGUCCUUUUGAACUCUUAAUUGACCACGUUUCUACCGCCCAAGGUGAUCAAAAUGUUUUUAUGCAGCCACAUUGUUAUGUUGAUCUAUAUGAAAGAUUCUCUCGUGAGUUGCGGGAGGGAAAUAAAGCGGUGUUAUUCCACCAAGCCUUUCUUGAGAGUAAUUUUUUGCAUGAAUUUCUUAAUCGAGACAGUGCUGAAGUACUGCUAAACCCUGAGCUGAAGAUGCAACUUGGUGUUGGUUCAAUCGAUGAAGGACAUUUUCUACACUAUGUAUGCUUAUUAGGAUAUUUAAACGAGCUGCAAAUAGUUUUCUCAUACUACAGCAAAACUACUGCCAAUUUGUCUGGCAUAAAAACAAAGCUUGGGUUCGAUUUACUAAGCCUUGCCGCUAAAUCCGAGAAAGAAGUAAAAGAUAAAAUAAACUAUUUACGUGAUCAGAAAUAUGUCAUGGAACGUCAGAGUAAAGCCGACAUUCAACGACUUAUUCGUGCAGCAGUCCAGUCAAACAGUUUGGAUACUUUGAAACAUGUUAGUACUUUUACAGAUAUAGACUUUACCUCUGUGGAUCUUAACCAGCGUACAGUUUUACACUAUGCCUGUGAUUCUGAUUAUGACAUCCCAGAAAUCGUCAAAUAUAUCGUUGAAAAGGGUGCGGAUAUCGAUGCUAAGGAUGAAAACAGUCGCACUCCUCUAAUUCUAGCAAUUCAACGAGGAAAGAUCUUGACAAUAAAUUGUCUCAUAAAACUGAAUUCUUCUGUUAACGUGACUGACAAAGACGAAAAAUUACCCAUUCACGUAGCUGCCAACUCCAAUGCUGGUCGUUUGGAUAUUGAUACAUCUGCCAUUAUAGAACUGUUGGUGGAAGCUGGAUCGCCUAUUAAUGCUAAAGAUGCGUGCGGUAGAACACCACUGACGGAAGCCCGCGCUAAAUGUGACGAAAAGAUGGUUGAUGUUCUAUUGGAAAAUGGAGCAGAUACGGAUGAUACAUAUGAUCACUUACUAAUAGAUGAAGAAAGCAAAGGGAUGACCAUUGCAGAUGAUGUUAAAUAUAGUCAGACAUCUAUACAAAACAAUAUGGCCACCACCUGUAUCACCAUAGGUCCUUCUGUCUGACGUGGAGAGCGUCUAUGGGAAACCGAUCGCCACAUCCUACAUACGACCCAUGCAUCUUUUCUUACUACAUAUUUCUGUAGCCUUGUGAUCGUCUAGAAUUUGUCUUUAGCUGUCUUUACUUCUGCUUCACGUUGUGUAUUUACUUCUUCCAGCUUCUUAAGACGUUUGUCUUACCAGGAAUAAUAAUGCAUAGUUCGCUUCUACAUUUUAUAUAGCAUAUAACUGAAUACAGGUAUACAAGCAUAGCACAAAUUACAAUACUAUAUAGCUAAAACCACUUCUCCACCCUAUCCAGCCUCUCGGCUGUCUAGGAACUCAGAUGUACCCGCGAUCUCUGGAAUCUAAUGCAAGUCUGACUUACAGGGUUCCCCGGUUUCUUUUAAAGGUAAAUGAAUAUCAUGCACAAUAACGCGUGAUCAUGGCCCUGAACUUGUGUAAUUAACAAAAUGAUUGGUUACUUUAAAUCAAAUGAUGCAAUUAGAAUAAUUCCACUCACGUGUAAUUCUGGUGGUAAAUAAUUGACAUAUGUUUUCGAUAAAGAGCUCUUUUUAUAUGUCAACUGUCAAUUACAGACUAAGUUGAUUUAGUGCACACUAUAUAUGUGAAUAUGUUUGAAAUUACUAACUUGCCAAAGAUAUUAAUAAAUAAAAUAUAAAGCCAUCUUAUUUCAAGAGCAAACAUUCUAGCA
Molecule: messenger RNA, 4096 nt
Organism: Patella vulgata (common limpet)
Lineage: Eukaryota; Metazoa; Mollusca; Gastropoda; Patellidae
Exons: 7
Coding region: 73-3408 (1111 amino acids)
Biological process (GO): regulation of apoptotic process
Molecular function (GO): protein binding; GTP binding
Source: RefSeq, a predicted model, not a curated record